This is a messenger RNA of Calypte anna (Anna's hummingbird), 1827 nucleotides long. It is a transcript of the gene ZNF488, whose product is annotated as zinc finger protein 488. NCBI's taxonomy places the organism in Eukaryota, Metazoa, Chordata, Aves, Apodiformes, Trochilidae. The record is from RefSeq and is a predicted model, not a curated record. Gene Ontology annotation, biological process: regulation of DNA-templated transcription. Gene Ontology annotation, molecular function: protein binding. Bases 54 to 1661 code for a protein of 535 amino acids. The transcript has 4 exons. Gene Ontology annotation, cellular component: nucleus.
GUGCUGGAGAGCUCCUAUCCACCGAGACCCGGCAGCGGGUGUUCCCCAGGUUUAUGAUGGAACUUACCUGUUUGCCUAAACUCCUUUCUACAAGUGACAACAAACUUUUGCAUCACCAUUUUCCAGACAUAUUGGCUACUGUUCGUACCACACAAGAUAUUCCUGAAGAAGCUGUUUUUGGACCUUGCAUGCUCCAGAACACCCUGCUUGACACAGUAGCUUUUAUUGCUCUCAAGUGUUCUGAUAGACGAAACAUCCAGUAUGUAUUUAAGGUAGACAUUACAUCUGUGCACAGUCCCACAGGAUUGCCUUGGAUGAGACUUGUGCAAGCAGCUGCCAAUAGAAAGGAACAGAACUUGGAAGCUUACUUAGAAAACAGUCAAUUAUAUUAUCGCUCUACCAGGAAGAUCAACAAAAAUGAGGAGCUGCUUGUCUGGUAUGAUGAGGAGCUUUCCAGCCUUUUGGGUUUCAAUGAGAUAAAAGCUCAGAGUCCCCAGAAUGAGUUGAGAUGCCAAGGAUGUGACCGAGUGUUUAAAUGUGAGCAUUCCUAUCUGUCCCAUGUCCGCUUCCUGUGUGUGCCAGAGAAGAGCACCCCGUUAUGGAGAAACUUCCAGAACCUUAAGCCUGAAAAGAGCAACUUAGCUGAGCAGACCACCAAUUUCCACAGCCUGGCAAGGGAUGUAGAGGUCAAAAUGGCAGCUUGUAAAGAUGAUGCCCUUGGUUUCACAAGAGAAAAGAGAGCAAAAUCUGAGGACGCUGAGAACAACAGGAGCAGGAAAACAGUGUUGUUGGAGAAAACCAAUUAUUUGAGUGAGGAACAUAACUGUGGGGUCAAGGAAGAAGUUGGGCAUGCAUCAGGUGAUUCUUUCUGGAAGCUUAAUUCAGGGAGGCAGUCAGCUAGAAAGGAUGCUUUAGAGCAGAAGCAGAGUGCUUUUACUGAGGUCAGGAGGAUGAAGGAGAAGCUGAGGAAUGAGAGACUGAAGAAGCCAGAACAGGAGGAGGGUGAGGUCCCACUUGGUAAAGAUCACGUAUCAAAGGAAGUGUUGCUGAACUCCUCUGGUAGUGCAUUCUCUUUUGUGUGGCCCACCAGAACCCAAGAACAGAAGAGUGCUUUCAGCAAACCCAGUAAUUGUCUGUCAGAAAGAACUGCAGUAAAUUCUUCUCAUCCCAUGGGAGACUCACCAAAGAUCCUAGGGGAUCUCUCUGGCUUCAUUGACACCACAGACAUUUUGUGCUGCAGCACUCUUCUCAAUUCCAAGUUCUUUGUCAGUGAUUUGUGUAAUGCUCAGAUGCUGCAGACAAACAUCAGUCAGAGCAAUGUUUUUCCAUAUACCUCAGAACCGUGGCCCAAGCAAGCAGCAGGACAGUUACAAAACCCAACUACCAUUUCUUCUUCCUCCUCCUCUUCUUCCUUGACUCUUCUUCCCCCCACUUUCACAUCCUUUGGGGUGGCUGCCCAGAACUGGUGUGCUAAAUGCAACCUCUCCUUUUGCAUGACAUCUGAUUUAGUCUUCCACAUGAGGUCACAUCACAAAAAGGAAUACUCCUCAACUCAAUCCCAGUUCAAGAGGAGACGAGAGGAGAAGCUGACGUGUCCCAUUUGUCACGAGUACUUCCAAGAACGCCAUCACUUAUCACGGCACAUGACUUCUCACAAUUAGAGCUGUGCAGACAGAUGUCACCAAGCAACUGGGCAGGUUGGGCAAAGAUGGGGAACACGGUUCACUUGUAUCCAUUUCUUUUUGAGUUUACAUUAUUUUCUGACAGAAAAUCACUGUUUACAAUAAUUUAUAACAGAUGCUUUGCAAAAAAAUAUAAAAUGUUUAC